AAGCACGUGCCGUGCACGUAGACCACACCACUCUCUCUUCUCUCAUUAAAAACCACUCUCCAAAUUCCCCACAAUCAUCAUCCGGAUCAAGCGACAAUGGUUUUCCUCAAAUUGUUGUUCGGCAAGAAAAAGAAAGUAGUAGUACGAUCCCAAAGGCCGACGCUUAAGGGUGUUAUGACGGCUAUGUUAGCAACACAAGCCGCAAUAUUUCUCUUGUUGCUGGCCGGUCUAUCUCUAACCGGCACAGCCGUGGCAUUUGUCGCCACCAUGCCGCUGUUCCUCCUAUUCAGCCCGGUUCUCGUACCCGCGGGUAUUACCACCACUAUUAUUGCUUCGGGUUUAAUGGCCGGAGGUAGCUCCGGUGUGACGUUUCUCACCAUCAUCUUGUGGCUCUACAAGAAAUUGACGGGUAAAGAGCCGCCAAAAAUUCCAGGAUUGACACCGGCUGGUGGAGGAGCUGCAGCUGCCCCAGCAGCAGGUGGAGCUGCAGGAGGUGAAGCAGCAAAACCAGCAAAAAAACCAGCAGCUAAGCCAGCAGCUAAACCGGCAGCUAAACCAGCAGCUAAGCCGGCAGCUAAAUCGGGAAAAUAAGUCAAGGACAUAAACAAAGGAUGAUACUGGAAUUCCAUAAACUAAUUACAAUUUAUCCACUUUUUUGUUGCUUAAUAUUAAUUACGUGCUGAUGAAAUUAAAUUCUCAAAUAUCUUUUUAUUAAUGUAUGCUGUGCUACAGAAACAAUAACAAAUGUCUUCAUGAUGUUUAUUGUUUUAGUAGUAUUUUUUAA
Camelina sativa (false flax) is the source of this 784-nucleotide messenger RNA. RefSeq names its product tapetal oleosin GRP-19. The record is from RefSeq and is a predicted model, not a curated record. Gene Ontology annotation, cellular component: extracellular region; membrane; monolayer-surrounded lipid storage body. NCBI's taxonomy places the organism in Eukaryota, Viridiplantae, Streptophyta, Magnoliopsida, Brassicales, Brassicaceae. Gene Ontology annotation, biological process: lipid storage; sexual reproduction.